AUGUUCUCGACGAAACUUGCCUUCAUCCCUCUUCUCCUCGCUUCUUACGUCUCAGCCCACGGAUUCGUCCACCAAGUCACCAUUGGUGGCACCACCGACACCGGUAACCGACCCUUUGGCGAAGGCCGUGAACGCAGUGCUAUCCGACAAAUCAGCACGGCCAACCCUGUCCUCGGCGCCUUCAACCCUGCCGUGAACUGCGGUCCUGAUGCUCGACGAGCCUCAGAAGUCCUCCAAGCCAACCCCGGAGAUACACUUACCUUUGACUGGAGGGGUGCUGAUUUGACUUCCUGGCCUCAUAACACUGGUCCCAUGAUCACCUACCUUGCAAGCUGUGGCGAUGUUUCCUGUGCCGAGUUUGAUGCUGGCCAGGCCCGCUGGUUCAAGAUUCACCAAGUUGGCCGCAAGCCCGGCCGGAUUGACUGGUUCCAGGGUGACCUCAUGUCCGGCGGCAAAGCCACCGCAGUGUUGCCCAGAAACCUUGCCCCCGGAAACUACCUCGUCCGCCACGAGAUUAUCGCUCUCCACCUUGCCCCUACGCGCGGUCUGGCCGAAUUCUACCCCUCUUGCACCCAGAUUCGUGUAGGCGGCAACGGCACUGGUCGGCCCAGGGAAGAUGAGCUCGUUUCCUUCCCUGGUGGCUACACCGAGGAUCACCCCGGCAUCCACGUCCCCAACGUCUUCAGCACCCAGGACUACACCUUCCCCGGCCCCGCCAUCGCCGCCUUUGUCUCGGAAGAAGGCCCUGCCCCCGGUUCUGGCGGUAACGGUGGUGGAAACGGCAACAACAAUGGAGGAAACAACAAUAAUGGCGGUAAUGGCAACAACAACAACGGCAACAACAACCCUGCUCCUUCAGGCUCCUCUUCCACUCGCGGCGGUGCCUCUCCUCAGCCCACCUCUUCAAGCCCCUCUGGCUCGCCCGUCCGCUCCUCGAAGAAGGUUUGCAAGUUGAAGAAGUCCAAGAGGUCGACCACUAGCGACUCUGCUCUCUACCCCCGCCACUUCUCGCGCGUCAUGCGCCGCUUCAUCGAGACUGGCAGCUUCGAGCGUCGCCACUAA
Coprinopsis cinerea okayama7#130 is the source of this 1062-nucleotide messenger RNA. RefSeq names its product endoglucanase-4. Lineage: Eukaryota; Fungi; Basidiomycota; Agaricomycetes; Agaricales; Psathyrellaceae. The transcript is spliced from 3 exons. The coding region runs from base 1 to 1062 and encodes 353 amino acids. The record is from RefSeq and is a predicted model, not a curated record.